AUGCCACUCAGUCAGAUGGAGCAGCGGAGGUGGUCUUUCAUCCACACCAUGUCGCAGGACUUCCCAACUGGGCACUUCGAGAACUGGACAAAGUGCGAGCAGCUGCUUCCGCACGUCGAACAGCUCUACCACAUGGAUCCUACAACCAUUGAUCCAACUACCGUUGAUCUGUCGAGGGCAUGGGCACAGACGCUUACCAACGCCGCAUGGUACCUCUGGAAGACUGGAAGAUAUAGUAUGGCCCAGCACUUCCUGAUAAAGACGCUUACGGUGAUGGAGCUGGUCCUGAGGCCGCAUGACGAACAAGUACUGGUAAGCGUUGACAUCUUGGCAGGAGUUUUGUCGUCCCAGGAGCGGUAUAACGAAGCGGAAGAGCUGCACCAGCAAGCGCUCAGAGGGUUUAGGGAAGAACUAGGGUUGCUGCAUCCCUCUACACUAACAAGCAUAAGCAACCUAGCAUUAGUGCUGCAGCAUCAGGGCAAGUACUGA
This is a messenger RNA of Ascochyta rabiei, 489 nucleotides long. RefSeq lists its product as uncharacterized. The coding region runs from base 1 to 489 and encodes 162 amino acids. The transcript has a single exon. NCBI's taxonomy places the organism in Eukaryota, Fungi, Ascomycota, Dothideomycetes, Pleosporales, Didymellaceae. The record is from RefSeq and is a predicted model, not a curated record. Gene Ontology annotation, molecular function: protein binding.